Humulus lupulus (European hop) is the source of this 705-nucleotide messenger RNA. RefSeq lists its product as uncharacterized. The record is from RefSeq and is a predicted model, not a curated record. The coding region runs from base 1 to 705 and encodes 234 amino acids. Lineage: Eukaryota; Viridiplantae; Streptophyta; Magnoliopsida; Rosales; Cannabaceae. The transcript is spliced from 2 exons.
AUGCCUAAAUAUGUAAAGUUUAUGAAGGAGAUUCUGUCUAACAAGAGGAAGAUGGGAGAAUAUGAAACUGCAGCAUUGACUGAAGAGUGUAGUGCUAUUUUGCAAAGAAUGCUCCAACAAAAGAUAAGAGAUCCUGGUAGUUUUACUAUACCAUGCACCAUUGGGGAGUUUGAAUGCAAGCAUGUGUUGUGUGAUUUGAGGGCAAGUAUAAAUUUGAUGCCAUUGUCAGUAUUUCGCAGACUUGGAUUGGGAGAAGCGAGGCCCACGACAAUGACAUUACAGCUGGUAGAUAGAUCAGUCAAGCACCCAAGAGGUAUUAUAGAAGAUGUGUUGGUAAAGGUGGAUAUGUUUAUUUUUCUGGCAGAUUUUAUUGUUCUUGAUAUGGAGGAGGAUGAGAAUGUCUCAAUUAUUAUGGGGAAACAAUUUGUAGCAACUAGGCAAGCUUUAAUAGAUGUGAAAAAAGGAGAAUUACAUUUGAGAGUACAAGAGAAUUUAUGCUAUGUAUAUCUUGGAGAAAAGGAAACCCUUCCAGUUAUAGUAUCUACAUCUCUUACUGAGGUAGAGGUGGAGAAGUUAUUAAGGGUAUUAAGAGUUCAUAAGACUGCUAUUGGAUGGACUCUAGCUGACAUAAAGGGAAUAAGCCCAUCGACUAUGAUGCAUAGAAUUUUGAUGGAAGAUGAUGCUAAACCGACAAUUAAUGCUUAG